Messenger RNA from Aspergillus steynii IBT 23096, 871 nucleotides. Its product is annotated as mitochondrial inner membrane protease ATP23. Bases 44 to 760 code for a protein of 238 amino acids. The record is from RefSeq and is a predicted model, not a curated record. NCBI's taxonomy places the organism in Eukaryota, Fungi, Ascomycota, Eurotiomycetes, Eurotiales, Aspergillaceae. The transcript is spliced from 3 exons. Gene Ontology annotation, molecular function: metalloendopeptidase activity. Gene Ontology annotation, biological process: mitochondrial protein processing; mitochondrial proton-transporting ATP synthase complex assembly. Gene Ontology annotation, cellular component: extrinsic component of mitochondrial inner membrane.
UUCACCUCAAUCAUCAGCUCGGAGCGCAAUUAUCUGUCCCGCAAUGCCAGAGUCCCGGCCGCCGAGCACGCCAGCCUCUCCUGAAAGCUCCCAGGACACAGGAUUUGUACCCGGGGACGACGCUUGGACCCAAUGGCGCAAUGUUUUUGCCAUCUUGUCGGGGAAAAUGACAGAGAAAGGAAAGGAAGAAUUCCGCGUGGCAAGAGAUAUCCGGAAUGAGGCGGAAGAUUGCAAACGUUGUGAAAGCCAGCGAGAUUACCUAUUACAGUGGAGCCCGGUCAUUCGCUAUCUGAGUGACAACAUUCGACAGCUCGGAGGGGACCUUUCCAGUCACAAUAUCUACUGCCGUCGGUGCACAAAUAGAAAAGCGGGAGGGUUUGAUCCGGAGUACGGAAUACUUCUCUGCGCCAAUGAAAUGAAAGAUCAAGGGCACCUCGAGGACACAAUGGCUCAUGAAAUGGUUCAUGCCCAUGAUCAUUUGAGAUUCAAAGUCAAUUGGUCGGACAACCUUCGGCAUGCUGCUUGUGCAGAGAUCCGCGCCAGUUCUCUCAGUGGGGAAUGUAGAUGGGCGAGAGAGUUCUUUCGUCGAGGCCAGUGGAAGUUCACGCAGCAACAUCAGGAAUGUGUGCGAAGACGGGCCACUUUGUCAGUACGAGCAAGACCGGGAUGUAAAGAUGAGGCCCAUGCGGCGAAAGUUGUCAAUGAGGUCUGGGACAGUUGUUUCCGGGACACGCGACCCUUCGAUGAAAUUUAUCGAUGAUACCAUACCAUAUAUACCCUUCUGUCAUGUAUCUCUCUCCUCAUUCCUGUUGGAAGAAAUCAUUGUAAUAUUAUUCAAUAUCCUCACAUGGGAAGACCAUAUAACACCUUU